AUGGCAACAGUACCUAGUAAAGCUCGAUGUAGUACAUGUGGUAAAGAAAAGAGUACAGUAAGAUGUGAAGGUUGUUUAAAACUGUUUUGUUAUAAUCAUUUAACUGAUCAUCGUCAAGAAUUAAGUGGAGAACUAAAUGAAAUUGAAAUUAAUCGUGAUCUACUCCGACAAACACUUACUGAACAGGCACAUGAUCCGACACAGCGUAUAUUGAUAAAAAAAAUUAAUAAAUGGGAAGAAGAUUCGAUAAAAAAAAUCCAUAAAGCAGCACACGAAUACAGACAACUAUUACUUCAAACUACGGCUGAAAAUAUUACUGAAACAGAGCUUAAUUUAGCCAAACUAACUGAUCAACUAAAACAAACACGUCUAGAAAAUGAUUUUAAUGAGAUAGAUUUAAAUCAUCUUAAAAGAACACUAACACAAUUAGCAAAAAGACUUGAUAUGCCACCCAAUCUCUCAAUGAAAGAAGACAGUGUAGCACUUAUUCACCGAAUUUCUAUUGUUUUAUCUUCUGGUCAUUCUAAUCCACGCGUUAUUGAAUUACGAAAAGCUGCCGAAAGUUUUGGAUUUCAUAUAAAAGGUGGUCGAGAAGAAAACUCUCCUAUUUACAUAUCACAUGUUACUCCAUAUGGUGUUGCUUGGGAACAUGGUGAGUUAAGAAAAGGUGAUCAAUUAUUAUCAGUGAAUGGUGUUUCUGUUGAAAAUGAAUAUCUUGAAACAGCUGUACGUUUACUUAAACAAGCGCAAGGUAUCGUGAAAUUAGUUGUACAAUAUUCGCCACAAGAUUUAAUCGAAAUGGAAAAUCACUUCGACCAAUAA
Molecule: messenger RNA, 822 nt
Organism: Rotaria sp. Silwood1
Lineage: Eukaryota; Metazoa; Rotifera; Eurotatoria; Philodinida; Philodinidae
Source: the annotation of a GenBank genome assembly